CAACUCAUUUUCCUCAAGCCAUCAAAAAACAAAACACUCAUCUCAAACAAACAAACAAAAACCCCAUUAAGUCAUGGCUUCAAUGCAGUGCUACAAAGAAGAAGGCAAAGAGUUCGAUUACUAUAGUUACGGAAAUCAAAAACCUUCUUAUUCGAGCUCUGGAUAUGAACAAUCUUACUAUGAGAAAGAAAAGUGUUACGAAACCAAACCUGGAAUGAUGGGCUACGGCUCUAGCCAUGGCCAUCAACAUGGUAGCAACCCAUGUGGGCCGAUGAUGGGCCAUAACUCGGGCUAUGGUACGGGCCAUAACGGUACUUCUCAUGGGAUGGGCUAUGGAAUGGGCUACGGUACGGGCCACAACAGUAAUUCUCAUGGAAUGGGCUGUGGUACGGGCCACAACAAUACUCAUGGGAUGGGCUACACGGGCCACAACAUGCACAAACCCAAGCCCGGUAUGGGCUUGGGCCUCGGAACGGGCACAGCUUUGGGCCAUGUUAUGGGCUUUGGAAAGAAACAUGACGGACAUAGUAGCUAUGCAAUGGGCUCUUCGGGCUGCACCACUUACAAGAAACAACACCGUAAGAGAAACGGUUACGGCAGUGGCAGCGAUUGCAGCGACAGCAGCGAUGACGAGCGUCAUUGCUAAAUUAAUUACUACAGGGUUUCAUGUGUAGCAGCCUGGCUUAUGGGAGAGAUUGAAUUACAUGUCCCAGUACUAUAAGGGAGUAUUUAUGAUAAUAAAAAAUAAGAAGCAAAUCAGCUAUGGCUACUAGCUAUAUAUUGACUAUGUGAAGUUAAUUAUGAAAUCUUAAGUUGUGUGUUUGUGUGUUGGUACUUUAAGUACCAAUUUAAUGUAACUGCUUAUUACCUUUGGCAAUAAAACUAUGUUGUUAUUUGUGUCGAUUAUACAUAA
Solanum lycopersicum (tomato) is the source of this 913-nucleotide messenger RNA. RefSeq lists its product as uncharacterized. The record is from RefSeq and is a predicted model, not a curated record. Lineage: Eukaryota; Viridiplantae; Streptophyta; Magnoliopsida; Solanales; Solanaceae.